Molecule: messenger RNA, 4297 nt
Organism: Acaromyces ingoldii
Lineage: Eukaryota; Fungi; Basidiomycota; Exobasidiomycetes; Exobasidiales; Cryptobasidiaceae
Product: Pkinase-domain-containing protein
Exons: 3
Coding region: 381-4067 (1228 amino acids)
Biological process (GO): microtubule cytoskeleton organization; intracellular signal transduction; protein phosphorylation
Cellular component (GO): cytoplasm
Molecular function (GO): protein serine/threonine kinase activity; tau-protein kinase activity; ATP binding
Source: RefSeq, a predicted model, not a curated record
CCUCGAUAGGGCAAAGCAAGCCAGGCGGCGAUCGAAACCGUGCCAAGGUUCCGCAGGUCUUUGCGGCGGGCCAGCCUGGUUGAAGUCUAGCUUGCCUGAAUUGGGUGGUUCGAUGGUUGGUGCUCGUGUUCCUAUGAAUCGAAUCGAGAACCUCGCUCCUCUCUGAGUGUUUCCUCACCUCACCCUCAAUUGACCCUUGACCUUUCCCAUCUCGGCGACCCUCAGUGACACCAACUUUCCUUCUUUCUCGCUUCGCCAACAUUACAGUCUGCUCGUCUCUGCUCGUAGGACUGCUCGCGUUUCGUCUUGUCCAUAACAGGGGAAAGGACACAUAGAAGUAGGCCGAAAACAAGAGAGAGGGGGAUACACUUCGGGCAACCAUGUCGACCCGUCGUGCGCCCAACAUCCCCGAGAUUCCGCCGUUUCGAGGCGCCGGACCAUUGCAGUCUCGAAACGCGCCCAAUCGACCGUCAACGUCGUCGGCAGAACACGAUGGCAAGGCGAUGGCGCCUCCUGCCCAGGGCAGCCAGAAUAGACGCGCCGACGCGCGGCAAGGGUCCUCUUCGUCGGGUAGAUCCGAGCGGGAGAGGCAGGCUGCCAAACAGCAACAGAAGGCACAGGCACCGGCGGAGCCUAGGCCGAGCUCACGGUUGGCCAGCGAGAAGAAGCGAGAUUACAAGGACCCUCCUUCGAUUGGACCGUGGCAGCUAGGCAAGCUCAUCGGGCAAGGUGCAAGCGGACGCGUUCGACACGCAAUCCACGCCAAUAAUGGCCAGCAAGCCGCCGUCAAGAUUGUCCCAAAGCAGAUUCUUGCAACGAGUCGGAUGAGCAUGCGCGACGUGAGCGCAAAGCAAGAGAAGAUGGUGUUGGGAAUCGAAAGGGAGAUUGUCAUCAUGAAGCUCAUCGAGCACCCCAACCUGCUCGGUCUCAUUGAUGUUUACGAGACGAGCAAAGAGCUCUACCUUGUCCUCGAAUACGUGGCUGGCGGCGAGCUCUUCGACUACCUCGUCUCGAAAGGCCGCUUGCGCACUGCAGAGGCUCGGUCCUACUUUCGCCAGAUUAUCUUCGGUCUCCAGUACUGUCACGGCUUCAACAUCUGCCAUCGCGAUCUCAAGCCCGAAAACUUGCUCCUCGACGCGACAAAGAAGAUUGUCAAGGUUGCCGACUUUGGCAUGGCGGCGCUGCAACCAAGUGAAAAGAUGCUCGAGACGAGCUGCGGCUCACCACACUACGCCUCGCCCGAGAUUGUCAGUGGCAAGAGCUACAAGGGCACAGCGAGCGAUAUUUGGAGCUGCGGCAUUAUCCUCUUUGCCUUGCUGUGUGGACGGCUGCCUUUCGACGACGCAAAUAUCCAAAACCUCCUGGCCAAAGUUAGGCUCGGUCGAUUCGACAUGCCCGAUCACCUCGAGCCCUUGGCGAAGAACCUUAUCUCUAAGAUGCUCGUUGUCGACCCAGAGCAGAGGAUCAAGAUGCAGGAUAUUGUCCGCCACCCAUGGUUCACCGACAAUGGCGUCAUGUCGAGCAGAAACCCUGUCACGACGAGCCUUGACAAAUUGGCUGGCGACCGAUUCGAUCGAAAGGCAUUGGAUCCGGACAUCUUGGCCAACCUCAAGACGCUGUGGUCCGAGUACUCCUGUGACGACAUUAUCGAACAGCUCACAAGCACGGGUCCGAACUGGCAAAAGACGUUCUACACCCUUCUCGUCCAGCACCGUGAAAAUUACUCCGGUGACGAGGACGAGGACGAUGAGGAUCUUCCCAUGCCAGCACAAAGCUCCUCAGCGGCAAAGAACAACAGCCUCGGUCUUUCUCUGGGCAUCGCGCAGCCACAACCAACCCCUGCGCAAGUCCCUCAAGUUGCUUCCGGCCGACCUCAGACCUCAUCACAAGCUUCCACAGCCCGUACCCGUCAGGCGGUCGACAGCGGCAGUAGAUCGGCAGCAAAAGGACACGUUCAGUCCCAGUCUGUAUCGCAAUCCCGUCCUAAGGCAGGACCACUGGCUGAGACGCUGGUCGCCCAUCGGCCGGCUCCUCCUUCGCCUGCCAGACCGCAGCAGCUCAUGGCUUCCUCUCCCAAUCCCUCGACGCCAAAGAAGCCCUCCCCACCGCGCCCAACGAGGGCAUCACUCGAUGCUCCGAGAUCCCCCAUGGGGCCCCGUCAGUCUCCAGCUGACCGUUCGCCUUCUCCAGCAGGACCUCGGGCUUCGCUGGACCAGGGCCGAAGAGGAUAUUCUAUUGACCACCCUCCCCCCUCACCUACUCGACGACCUCUUCCCUCGCCCACUCCAUCGCCAAUCAAGACAAUGCAGGCGCCAGCUCACGGCUUUGGUAGCCCAAUGCAUGCGCAACAGAGCCGCAUUCAGGCCCAAACAGCUGAGCGAUACAGCCCCCCGUCGCUUGAUCGUCGCGCGACCUCUCCAGCCGACCCUGUCGUAAGAGGUAGAAGUGGUACUGUGUCCACGUCGCCCUACCGUGUAAAUCAAUAUGAUGAUGGUCAAGUUCCAGGUACGCCCACCCGUACACGAGCUCGAUCAUCGUCAGUGGCCCAGGACUCCACGCCAAAGGCAGCGAUUCCUGUUCGGACCAAUUCUCGGUCAGGUGCGCCAUCGUCAAGCAAGCGUCCGAGCAGCGCCCUCGGCCACCGUGGCGCCGCCAGUGAGGCCGGACCACCGACGAUCAACAUACCACAAGUCGAGGAUCCGACGAUGCAACGCUUCUUUAAAGAAAUUGCAGAUGAACUCGCCAACAUCAAGGCUACGGGCGAGCGACCCGACUCGUUGCAGCUCAAGCUUGACCGACUCAAAGACUUUGCUGCGACGGCAAACCCCUCAACGGCCCGUCCCAGCCACUCUAGGCAAGCGAGCACCAAGGCCGUCAGGCGAGCACAGGACGAUCCUAUGGCGCAAUUUGAUGAUGCCGAAGAGGAGGACGCCGAUGUCCACAGCGUCCGCAGUGGCUCAGCCUCGGAUUCGAGUGGGUACCCGUACACGCCCACUUCGCCCAUGCCGCCCAUGAUGCCAUCACCUGGUCAGAAGAUGGAGCGUCUCGAAUCGGAGACGAAAUCGCGGCGACCAGCGUUGCUCGGCGGUCCUACAAGCCCGCGGCCGCCGAGUCUUUUCAGCAAUGCUACAUCUGCAAGCGGCGCCACAGGUACGAGCUCCACUCUGGGCCGAAAGAGAAGCUUGUUGCUCGGCAGACGCAAGAGUGUUCGCAAGGAGAGUUCCGACUACGGAUCAGAAUCGGGCCGGUCUUCGCUUGCAUACGAGAGGCUCCAAGAUGCGGGCGCUGCAACGCAGGAUCCGGUCGCGGUGCACGCCAAGCGCAUCGCUAACCUCACGCCGACGAAGCUGCAGCAGAAGAACCCUGGUUUGGGUCUUGACAUUGGCGGAGGAGCGGGUGGCUCGACGAUCGCAGCACCUUCCUCGAUCAAGUCGCCCAGCCUACACCAGGCUCCUCCGACGCCUUCCACCCCGGGAAGCGCGUCAUUCGCGGCUGUUGGCAACAGUCCAAAGCAGAGCUGGUUUGCCGGCCUGUUCAACUGGAAGCCAGCUACCUUCACCCUGAUGUCGACCGAGAACUUCUCGAUCACUCAUGCAGAAGUCAAACGGCUGCUGCAUUAUUCUGGUGCCCGCGUCUUCGUCGAAGACUCGGAGCACAUGGGCAUCCUCAAAUGCUCGUUGGCUGAGCUCAAAGAGGGUGGCAUGUCGACCUCGACAAAGCCCGUCCGAUUCCGGGUCGAGUUCAACAUCUUGCCCAUGUCGAGUGGCGGCGCAUCUCCCGCCAUCGGGAGCCGUCAGUCAGCCAUGGCCUCCCCGGCAUUGUCUAACAUCUCUUCGCCAUCUUACACCUCCUCCUCCUCGUCGUCAGGCAGGAACACGGCAAUGUAUGCCACGCAAGUGACGCUGAUCCAAGAGAAGGGUGCUCUUUCGAGCUUCAAGGCCGUCUAUCAUUCUCUGCGCAAGCAGUGGUCCCUCGACCUGGCCGCUUCAGGCAGCAGCGGUAGCGUGCCCAACAGCCCAGCUGCUUUCAAUGUCGGACUGGGCGUCGGCCCUGUUUCGAUGCGUUAGCCCGCAAAUACUCUCGCCCUCUUCAUCCUUUCCCCUCUUCCCGUCUCAUUGUUUCUGCAACCACCACCACAGUCUUUUCGUCCCAGAUACACUGCAUCAUCAAAGCAAAGCAAGAGGUAAUCAAUUCCUGUCGUUACUUGGUUAUAUCACCUUCCCUAGAGCUUUCCCCUUUCCCUGUUAAUUCUAGGAUCAAGAGACAGUUGCAAAAACGAUUUGCGGGAGUCCACAUC